AGAUGAGUAAAGCAAGUGCUAAGCGAUUAAGAAAGUUUUUCUAUAAACUCACAAAGAGGCAAGAAAUGUCAUGCUUUUGCUAAAUUUCAAAUGUGAAUUUUCUCGUCUAUUAAAGCGCAACAUUUGGCCAAGAACAUUUUAGUUUGGUGAACUGCACAAAACAUGUCGGUGUGAGUCGUUCGGGACUAAAAGUGGUUGUAAAUAGAAAAAUUAAAGAAAAAAAAUAUUAUAUUAGCACUAAAUAAGGCUUAUAAAAAUGAUUAUCAAAAAUCCGAACAAUAUUUUCAUACCCGAUUAUUUGAAUGAGGGCUUCUUCGUGACCGCGCUCGAGGAAGGUUUGCGUGAAAUCCACCUAACAGUUAAUAAAGUAACCUUCGAAUGGGGCACUAAUCCCGGUGAUAAUUACUGCUCACGCAUAUAUCGCGUUUCAGUGGUCUAUGAGCGUCAAGUUGACGAUGAUGAGCCGCCGGUACAAGAGCAACGGUCGUUAAUCGUCAAAACUAUACCGAUUACUAAAGACACACGUUUCCUCGAAGAUGUAGGUGCAUUUAUUAAGGAAAAAUUGACUUACUUAGACAUAUUGCCACGGCUACAAAUACUUGUGGAUGGGCCGAAAUUCGGUGCCACCUGCCUAUAUGCAGUCAAAGCACCUACUCGCACCAUUGUGCUUACUGACUUGAAACCCGAAGGUUUUAUGGUUGCCUCGCGACAAGAACAGCUCGAUUGGGCACACUGUGAAUUGAUCUUGCAACAAACGGGACGCCUGCAUGCCACUUCAAUGGUUUUAGCCCAGAGAGAUACCGACAUCACCAAGCGCAUUGUCGACGGUAUGCUGUGCAAGAAGUCUAUAUUAAAUAGUGAUGCUUUUAAAAAUUUGGCUGGCAGUAGCUUAAAGCACCUGGCCAACAAUGCAGCCGAAUGGCCCGGUUUCGAAAAGAUCGCACAGAAAUUGCACCAUUUCCACGAUAAUUUCAAGCCCAUAUGCGCACAUUUAGCGGAUCCGCGUGAUGGCGAUCGUAUCGUUGUGAUGAAUCACGGUGAUCUCUGGACAACAAAUUUCAUGUACGCCUAUGAUGAUCCCAAGCAACCCGAGAAGCCAACGCGCGCUAUUUUUGUCGAUUUCCAACUUAAUUUCUAUGGCAGCCCUGGUUGCGAUCUUAACUUCUUUCUCAACACAAGUGUACGUCUGAAUUUGUUGAAGGAACGACGCGAUGAUCUCAUAAAUGUAUAUUAUAAAACAUUCAAGGAGACAUUGGAAUUCCUUCAUUACGAGAAUAUACCAACUUUAGAAGAUUUAAAGUACGAAUUGCGCUCGCGUGAACUUUAUGGACUUUUCGCUUUGUUCGGUUUUCUGCCCUUAGUUACUAUGCCAAAGGAAUUAUCCGAAGAUAACAGUAUUGAAAAUUUGGUAAAUGAGGAGUUCGCCCGUCUAAAGUACAAAAAAGUGUUUGCACAAAAACGCUUACAAGCCCAGCUAAAGUAUGGACUCAAGCGCUUGGAGGAUAUGGGUGUGUUGGACGAGUUUUAAUAUCAAUUUAAUUUUUAGUAAAACUUCAUUCUGGGUACUGUAAGCAUGUAAAUAUGUAUGUAUAUAUUAACAUAGGAUAUAGAAAAUUUAAGUGAAAUCUUGAGUCAUGAUCCGAAUAAAGAAUUACUUAUGCUAUGUCUACAAGUAAUUUCACCUAAAACAUGUAUUUUGUGUAAGCAAAUAAAAUAAAUAAACAAAAAUUUGUCUCUGUACAGUUAAUACUUUGCAAUAGUGAAAUA
This is a messenger RNA of Bactrocera oleae (olive fruit fly), 1767 nucleotides long. RefSeq lists its product as uncharacterized. The record is from RefSeq and is a predicted model, not a curated record. NCBI's taxonomy places the organism in Eukaryota, Metazoa, Arthropoda, Insecta, Diptera, Tephritidae.